This is a messenger RNA of Penicillium subrubescens, 2355 nucleotides long. RefSeq names its product protein phosphatase regulator GAC1. Gene Ontology annotation, molecular function: glycogen binding; protein phosphatase 1 binding. Bases 1 to 2355 code for a protein of 784 amino acids. The record is from RefSeq and is a predicted model, not a curated record. The transcript is spliced from 2 exons. Gene Ontology annotation, cellular component: protein phosphatase type 1 complex. Gene Ontology annotation, biological process: regulation of glycogen biosynthetic process. Lineage: Eukaryota; Fungi; Ascomycota; Eurotiomycetes; Eurotiales; Aspergillaceae.
AUGCCAUACACUGCGCCAGGAAAGUCGUUGCUCGCUGCGCAGCACAUCGAAUACACCACCCUCCCCUCCUCCGACACCCGACCAGAACGACCCACCGUGGCUCGCUCUGCAUCAUCAAAUCGAUUGCAAAACUCGCGAUCCUACGCUUCCACCUCAUACGUCCGUCGGCACCGGAGAAGCCCGUCGAUCUCGAAAUCGACCGUGCUUUCCUCCUCGGAGCCGUCAUCCCGUCUCUCCCCCACCAUCGAUCCACAUGCCAGUCUCCGCCAGUCUCCGCCUCCAUUGAACAAUGCAGUCAUUCCACCAGGGGCGUUGAUCUCGCCCCCGGAGUCUGCUACGAACUCAAGUGAUGAGGAAUCGUCCGAACCGAAAGACGAGAUCAAGCUUGAGGAACUCGAGGCUGCAGUGCGGUCGAUUGAGCAGCGAAGGGAAAACUCACCCGAAAGAGAGACGAUGCGCCCAGCCGAAGAGUCGGGAAUUGAGGCUCAAUGCUCAUCGAGUCUAGCAUCACCUACCUUCCAAAACAAACCCAAACCCAACUACUUGCGGCUAUCCAAGGAGUCCCGAAAGAUCUCUCACUCACGGUCAUCUACUGAAACAGCAGUGGAUCUCAGGAGGGAGCAGGCAUUGACCAGCUCGCCGGACGACAGCGAUGCCGAAGCUACCUCCAAGCCCCCUAUGGUGAGAAAGAAGUCGGGUGAACUGGUUCGUCCAGCACUCCGCCCUGCCACGGCUCGUCGGCGACCUUCUAGCAUGCCGGGUACCCCGGUCUACGCCAAGGCGGUUCAUUUCGACUCACAAUUGGAGCAUAUUCGGCAUUUCUUGCAACUCGAUCGUCCCUUGGCCGUGAGCGCUGAAACGUCCCCGGUGGACAGCCACGACGGCGAGACUGAGUUUCCAUUUGGUCAUGAUGCUGCCCCAUCGUGGGAGUGGGAGUUGCGGCUCGCAAACUUUCCUAAAGAUGCGCCCCACCAUGCUACUCAUGCAGUCCGCCUAGAACGGUUGUUCCUCUCAGCUGAUAAGAAGAGUCUGAUUGGCUCUGUGUCUGUGGCUAACCUCGCGUUCCACAAGCAUGUGGCUGCCCGUUUCACGCUCGAUCAUUGGACGACUGUCUCCGAAGUCGUCGCCGUGUACAGCCACGAUGUUCGCCGCAAGCAUGCUCAUGACGGACAUGACCGUUUUACCUUCGACAUCAAACUCGAUGAUCAGGCCAACUUGGAAAGCAAGACCAUGUUUGUGUGCAUUCGGUACAACGUCGAGGGUCAAGAGCACUGGGACAACAACAACGGCAAAAACUACCAGGUCGAGUUCGUCAAAGUCUCCAAGCCUACCACGAGCAAGCCCUCUGGUGGCAAUCGCCCGGCUCUUCCUCGCAGUCGAACAUUUACCGGCUCCCACUCCGGUCGCCCGCAGUCCAUGCCUCCCUCGUUCGACGGUUCCGCCGAUUUUGGCAAGAAGGCUCCGUUCGCCAACCCGUUCACCGCGAACGCAGGCCCUCCCUUGAGCCGAAGCACUUCAAAUGAUAUUGACACGGUCGGCCCGCCCAAGCGUCGCGAGAAGCCGCACCCCCAGGCUUUCGGCAAUCGGUACGACUUUGGUGCAUCGCUGACCGCGGCUAUGCGGACCAAGACCCCCGUCGAUCGGACCACUCUGACCGCACGCGCUCGCUCGAGCCAGACCCCGGAGGCACCCAAGGCCAGGCCGGUGGAGAAAGACGUGGCGAUCAGACCAGGUCGGAUUUCUCCAGUGAGAAAUGAUGCUCGACCAGAGGAUCUGAAGCCUUCCUCACUGGUAUCUAGCAAGCCUUGCCACGAAUCUUCGUCGUACAAAGAGCUGGUGGAUAAAUACUGUUUUUAUGGUUCCUCCGCCAAUACCCCCAACGAGAAGCCGCCAAACUUUGCAAACUUCACCCUCAGCCUGAAGGCAGAUGAGACGUCUAAGUUUUUCAACACGGCUGCUCCCUCUCCUCCCUCUUUCCCCUCGCUCCCUGCCCCCACGAGAGCUGGCCUCGGAAUCCCGUCCUGCACCAGUCGCGGGGAGCCCGCAUGUUUCCCCCCGCACAUCGCCCACAAUGGCUUUUCGCUAUCCCUACCACCCCACAACGAUGCAGAACGGAUUCAUGACAGACCCUCAGUCGUCGCCAGUCAUUCGAGGGUGAGUGACAUCAAAGCUUGGCGACCGCUCCGGAGUCCUGCUAUCAUCUUGGUCCUCGACCGGUCCCUUUCCCAAGCGUGCAUUGUUGACGGAUCUCAUGUUUCAAGGGGAUAUGAUGUUUCUUUCCUGGAAAUGCCCGACUCUUUUUCCUUUCCUCCCUUUGCCGAUUAUGCAUAUGCGCCCUGUGUGGACGCUCUGUGA